AUGGCUAACACAGCAUGGGAGAUAUGGAAGGCAAGAUGCAGAAAUGUGUUUGAGAACAUCAAACCAAACACAGUGGAUACAAUUAGAAGCAUUCAGCUUCUUAAUGAAUCUACAGGAAAGAAAAUGCUACAGAUACAAACUCAGGAUGCAAUGAUUGUGCAUAACACUAGUAUUAGUUGGAUACCCCCUGCUAGUCCCUAUCAAUCUUUUUGCUGUGAUGCUUCCUUUAAAAUUGUGAAUUCUAUAAAAUAUGUUGGAUGGGGACUAAUUCAUCGUGAUUUUGCAGGUAACUUCAUCCAUGUCAGAUGCGAACAUGCCAAUGGAGUCCUAAGUGCCGCAGAAGCAAAAUUCAGGGGAUUGCUAGAAGCAUUAAAUGUAGCAGAAGAGUUAGGAGCUCAAUUUGCUUCUUUUGAGAUAGACGCUCGGCUAGUAAUUCAAGCAGUCAAUGAGAAUACUCUAUCAACUACAUGGGAGAAUCAUUCAAUUAUCUCAGACAUUAAACAUAAGUUGACGAUGCAUCCAAACUGGACUUGCAAAUACAUAAGUAGGAAGAAUAAUUUACCAGCUGAUAAGUUGGCCAAACAUGCAAGAAUUCAUGAAGUUACUAAAAUGUGGUUUGAUUAUCCUCCAAGUUUUAUUGCAGGUGCAAUAUUUGAGGAUAUGGCCAAUGUAGUUAUUUCCACUUUCAAUUAA
Molecule: messenger RNA, 693 nt
Organism: Papaver somniferum (opium poppy)
Lineage: Eukaryota; Viridiplantae; Streptophyta; Magnoliopsida; Ranunculales; Papaveraceae
Exons: 1
Coding region: 1-693 (230 amino acids)
Molecular function (GO): nucleic acid binding; RNA-DNA hybrid ribonuclease activity
Source: RefSeq, a predicted model, not a curated record